Molecule: messenger RNA, 1432 nt
Organism: Cuscuta campestris
Lineage: Eukaryota; Viridiplantae; Streptophyta; Magnoliopsida; Solanales; Convolvulaceae
Source: the annotation of a GenBank genome assembly
AAUCUUUUAGUGAGGAGGAGAGUAUUACCUAAAUUCAAAGUACUACUUUUAACAAAUACGAAGCAUUCAAGAAUUGAAACACAACACCAACAAUAAAAAAGUAAUUAAACAAAAAAUUAAAACAUGGAUAAGGAACACCUGGCCGGGUUUUGGCUUAAUAUUUUAGGCAUUCGUGGUUCAUUGGUUUGGAAUUUGGAUCGUGGCAGCUGAAUAAGCUCCAUGGACCAGAGACUGGAAGUGGAAGCUGGGACAAAUCUGGGGGGGACCCAAAUCCUAUUUCGCCGGAAUUUCGCCGGGGGCACUUGCCCAGGCAUGCCCCCCUCUCCUCCGCCCCUGUUGAUGUACACACAUAUCAAUUCUCAGAGCACCGAUGUGAAUACAAGAGAGAUGUGGAGCAUGGCAGCGAAGACAAGGACUGUUGUGGCGGCGGCGGCGGCGAAGGCUUUGAGGGAGGAUUUGAUUUAAUAAUAAAGCUACUUCUAUACCAAAGUGUUUGUGUUUUAAAUAAUUAUAGAUAUUUGGCAUAUUUGACGCCUUGCCUAAACAACACUUUCAUUUACAAAAUGAACAAAAUAUUUAAGAAACUCAAUUACAAAAUUCUAUAAGCAUGUUACCUACUUUCUAGAAUAGUAGAUUAAGACACUAAUUGAUGAACACUAAUUAUGUACAGUACUUCCCACUUGUAUUUGUAUUCAUACCAAGCCUCUCCACUAUAAAUAGAGGCCUAAUCCCUGCAUUGUAAUCACCAUUAAGAAUAAAAAUAAGAGUGAAGAGUUAAUAGAGAGAAGAAAUCAGAAAUAUAUUAUAUCUAUUCUCAUAAUCUCUGAGUAGUUUUUCUCUCAUUUUAUAACACGUUAUCAGCACGAGUUUGCUCAAAAUCCCAGAAACCUUGUUCUUCUCAGAAGGUAUAUUUAUUUUAUUUUCUUCAUAAACAAACUAAAAUAUUUUCUUAAAAACUAUGAGAAGUAUGCUCUGUGAUUGCCCAAAGUUGGGAUCCUUCACAUCAGAAACUUAUAGUUAUAAAAAUAAAAUUAGAUAAAUUAAAAAGGAAUAAUAUUCCUCAUAAUAUCAGAAAAUCAUGUUUUUGAUAAAUUAAAACAAAGUAGAAUUUAGUACAGAGUAGCUUUAAAAUAAAAUAUUAAAAAAAAUAAAAAUAAAAAAGAAAAAUUAGAAUUCAAUUAUGAACAUACCUUAAAUUAAACUAUGCAUGAAUGGUAGACUCCCCUCCACGCAUAUAACUUUCUUAAAAUUUAUUACUUGGAACUCUAUGGCACUGUUUUCUUCUUGUUGCAAUUUGCAAAUAUAUUCUUUUACGAAGUAUAUAGUUGGUUUGAAAGAGAGAGAGAGGGGGAAUGAUAUAAACACUCCAAAACUAGUUGAGGAGCAUUCUAUUAUUUUCUCUCGUACUCUCCACUAAAUUGAUUUGUCUUUU